UCUUUGACUCUUUGACAGAAGCAUCAUGGCUGCGCCCUGUGUGCAUGUGUACGCAAAGUUACACAGCCUAAUCACCUUGCUUGUGUAAUGUGUUUCCAUGUACAUAGCUUACAAACAUUUUUUCGUGUCUGGAAACAGAGGGCGGUUGUAAAAACAUGGCUCUGCGCAUGUGCGAGUCGCUUUUGUGCAGGACUUUGCGCUUGUCCAGUCUCGCGGCAUCAAUGGAAACUGCGCCACUGCGUCUAAGGACAGCUCAUCAUGGCUGUGCGGUGAGGAACGCUGCGUUUCGCUUUGUUCCCACCUGUUUCAUCUCCACCGAGGCGUUUCUGGAGAGACUGCUGCAGGAACGUACCCUCGGCUUUGCUGAGAAUCCUGCAGGCUCCCCUGCUCAUGCUGCUGUUCCACUGGAUAGAGUUGAACAUUUUUCCUUGAUGCUGAAAGAUCCAGAUCAACCAGAAAAUCCAAAGGUUUUAAGAGUAGCUAUAAUCGGUGCUCCAAAUGCAGGGAAAUCAACUCUGACCAACCAGCUCCUGGGCAAAAAGCUGUUUGCAACGUCCCAAAAAGUGCAUACUACACGAUCUCGUGCACUUGGGGUGAUCACAGAGGACAAUACUCAAAUUAUCCUGCUGGAUACGCCUGGUCUCACUACUCCGUCUAAAGCUAAAAGACAUCAGCUGGAAAAGACCUUUCUUGUGGAUCCACUGAAAUCAUUACGGCAGGCUGAUCUAGUGGUGGUGUUGGUAGAUGUCUCAGACAAGUGGACGCGUAGUAGGCUGGACUUUGAGGUGCUGAAGGGUCUGGCCAUGAACGCACACAUCCCUGCUGUCCUCGUUCUCAAUAAGGUGGACCUCCUGAAGAGCAAACCCUUGCUGCUGGACAUUACCGAAGAACUGACGGAGGGUAUCGUGAACGGCAAGAGGCUGAAAGUGCGCAGUUUAGUGAAGCCGCUCCAGAAGGAAACGCAAGAGAAGCAAACGGAAAAGACUGCAGGUCUGCAGAACGGAGAAGAGCACAUGCCAAAUCCAGAAAAUCAGCUUCUGAAAGGCCCGGACAGAGAGCAGCUGAGGGCCCUGAAGAGUUGUAAAGGAUGGCCACACUUCAAGGAUGUCUUCAUGAUGUGUGCUACAGACGGCGAGGAUGUGCAGACGCUGAAGAGUUAUCUGAUGGUGGAGGCGAAGCCAGGUCCGUGGCAGUACCACAGUGCCGUACUCACCGAUCAGAGCCCAGAGGACAUCUGUACCAACACCAUCCGAGAGAAACUACUGGAGUAUCUUCCUCAGGAGGUGCCUUACACAGUGACCCAGUACAUUGAACUCUGGAGGGAAGCCGCCGACGGCAAUUUGGACAUAUCUGUCAAACUGCAUGUGAAAAAGGACAGCCACAUGAAAAUGGUGAUUGGUCCUGGGGGGCAGCUGAUAGCUCGAAUAGCCCGGGAAGCAGCACUGGACCUCAUGAACGCUUUCAUGUGUGAGGUGCGACUCAAAAUAUCCGCCACUCUGAAGAACUGAAGUGGAUCGAGCUCUGAUCUGCAAGUUUUCUGUUGGUGAAUUUGCUCUGGGAUCUGAAAGAACAAAACCAAAAAACCCCUCCAGCAUGGAGUCCAGACUUUAACAAAGAAAACAAUUCGAGGCUUCAGUUUGUCUCGUGGACAGCAUGUGGACUGUCUUAUCUCUCACACAGCUCUGUGUAUAACAGUCACAUUUGGAACAGAGCCUGCUUUCUGAACUCAAGCUGCUGUUGCAGUGUCCUAGGACUUUUAGCCCCGAGUCUAUUUAUUAUUAGUAAGGUCUUUAUACAGAAUCUCAUUUUAGCAGCGGGAUACAUCAUGAAUAAAUCAGCAUUGUUCCAGAACGGCUGAAAAUGUGUCCUGGUCAGAAUUGCUGAUGAGGUUCAAGCAGAGUUGAGACACUUUACAGGGAACUUUUGCCUCUAAUGGUCUCAGUUCCUUAUCCAAGCUGUCCAGACCUGUUUUUGACCCCGGAUUCUCAUUCAGCUCCAUCAGAGAGCAGUCUUUCAAUCAUCCUGGUGGUUGUUCUGUCCACAUUAUUAAUUGUAACUGAACUUUUUAGGUUAUAUAAUAAAACUGUAAUGUGAUGAUUGAUAUGGCAAAAAAUAUUUAUAUAUAUAUAUAUAUAUAUAUAUAGAUAGAUAGAUAGAUAGAUAGAUAGAUAUAGAAAAAAAAGCUACAAAAAAAAUUAACAAAAAUAUUUUUGGUACAAAAAGCUAAUUAACAACUCUUAAAUUUAUUUAACCAGCAUUUUAUAUAUAUAUAUAAAUUUAAAUAAAUUUAAAGAGUUGUUAAUUAGCUUUUUGUACCGAAAAUCUAAUCUCUGUAUCUCUUUUUUUUUAACUUCUAAUGCCUUUGAAUAGUAAAAAAAAAUGCUUUCUGUAAAAAGGCAAUGAAAAAACACUUUAUUACUGUAAGGUCAGUCCUUUCAGUAGGAGAUUACUCCACUGUAGAGAAAUAAAACACACAAAAUAAAUAAUAAAACCAGACAUUAACCAGAAAGUCAUUCUUUCUCGUCUACUGUAUAAAGCAUGUAGUGGAAAAGCUCUUAUGUGAAACUGGUUUUUUGUUCACAUUUUUUUGGCUGAAUGUUUUUCAUUGGCUGAACUUGUGUAUCGCUUAUUUAAGUACUGAAUAUGGAAAAUUAAUUAAAUGAACCCGUUGAUCCUGGAAUACAUUUCAACUUCCAGUCAGUUACUUAUACAGUGUAGUCAUAAACCCCCCAGCGCCUGAUUACUAUCCAUAAUACUCAUAAAAUUGUAUAAUGAUGUUAAUAUAAUGUAAUAUCCCUGAUAUCAUAUUGUUAUAUUACCAGCGGUGCCCUUCAGUUAUUUAUGUGCUACAUAGGAUUUUAUUUAGUUUUUUGCCAGCUCUUUGCCGUCCUUCCCUCUCUCAGUUCCUGCUUGUCUUUCACAGCUGCUAGAACUUAACUAAAGGCGCAGCCCCACAGGGCUACAUUACCCCUCUAAUGGAGCUCUAACCUGCCACUAAAAUGGGCACACACUGGCCGGGAUGCAUUUGUUCUUGUAUCCUCCCCUGUGGUUGAACCUGGCAGGCAGUCACUUCUUAUCCAGGCCAUGGUGAUGGAUCGCUAAUUCAUAGAUAAGCUAGCCCAAAGCAAGGUCUCUCUCUCUCUCUCUCUCCCUCUCCCCCCUUUCUUGCCGAGUUAUUUGAGGUCAGCGACAAUAAGAAAAAUAUUACACUAUAUUGUGUGUAAAUAAAAUAUGGAUUUGAAGAAUGUGGAGAGCUAUUGAUUCAGCUGGAUGUGUUUAUUGAGCCAUAGUACAUUAUUGAUAGUAUUCAGCACAUAAUAUUUGCUAUUAUCAGUACUCAGUCAAGGAUGCCAAUUCCUUCCUCAAGGCACCCAAUGCAAAAAAACUCAAAAACUGAUGACCUGAAAUGG
This is a messenger RNA of Ictalurus punctatus (channel catfish), 3410 nucleotides long. RefSeq names its product Era-like 12S mitochondrial rRNA chaperone 1 (gene eral1). Gene Ontology annotation, molecular function: rRNA binding; GTP binding; ribosomal small subunit binding. Bases 156 to 1508 code for a protein of 450 amino acids. Gene Ontology annotation, biological process: ribosomal small subunit assembly. The record is from RefSeq and is a predicted model, not a curated record. Lineage: Eukaryota; Metazoa; Chordata; Actinopteri; Siluriformes; Ictaluridae. The transcript is spliced from 11 exons. Gene Ontology annotation, cellular component: mitochondrial matrix.